Panonychus citri (citrus red mite) is the source of this 2141-nucleotide messenger RNA. RefSeq lists its product as uncharacterized. The transcript is spliced from 3 exons. Lineage: Eukaryota; Metazoa; Arthropoda; Arachnida; Trombidiformes; Tetranychidae. The record is from RefSeq and is a predicted model, not a curated record. Bases 1363 to 1764 code for a protein of 133 amino acids.
AUAUAACAAUUAAUAUCUAAUUAAUUCUCUGUCAGUUAAAUCAUCAAUUAUAAGUGAAAAUUGAUAAACAUUUAGUUCCGUGAAUCAUCUAGAAAAUUCAUCUCGUGAUCAACGUUUCAAUGACCAGUCAACUUUCAUGGUCAAUCUCUGGUAACUGUAUCUUUUUUUUUGUUUAAUUUUGUUUAUUUUUCUUCAGUAAUUUACUAAUUUUUGGUAUUUUGAUUCUUUUUUAAUUGUUAAUUAGGAUUAUUAUCAGUUGAGUUUUUCUUCCAUCUGUAAGCGGAAUCCAAUUGCUGUUUGUUUUUCUCUACUUUGAAGGUUUUCCCGUUUUUAGGUCCCUUUUAGCCCUUUGUUUACUAUUAAUUGUAUGUUAUUGUUUCUUAUUUGAAACAAUUAUUGUUACACUUUUUCAGUUGUAUUCUAAUUGUUUGACAAUAUCUUGAAUAUUUUACUGACAAAUGAUGGACAGUCCAUGGUUACCUUUUCUCUUUGUCAUGUAUCGCCCAUUGAUACCUUUACAUGAUAUAAGUUGGUGGAAAUGAUUGUCUACCACCAAUUUCUGAUGAUAUUCAAAUUCCAAUUGUUUGAUUGUUUUGUUUUUCUCAGUCACUUAAAAAUUAACAAUCAAAGUUAUGACAGUUAAUUGUCUCUCAGUUUGAUGUGAUUUUCUAUCUGUCCACCUCCAUUUUUACCAAUAGAGAGAGAGAGCUACCAUAAGUGAUCAAAGGAUUGUAGAUUCAACCAUAAUUUUUGCCAACUUGGUAUUUUAUUCAUAAUUUAUUUUAUUCCUACCCAAACAAUAUAACCAUUAAUCACUUAAUUUUGAUCGAUAGGUAAACAUAUUUCAGUGAUGGAAAAUUGUUUAAUUGUUUUUCUCUUGAGUAUUGUGUUCAAUAUUUCUCAAGCUUUACCAACCUCAAAGCAAUUAAUUUCACCUCGACAAGGAGAUUAUCAUAUUGGCUCAAGAUAUGAUCCAUUUAAGGAAGCAAUUAACAGUGACCGUUUUCCAAUCAAUGGUGAUAAUAAAGAUUCUGGAGGUAAAUUAAUUAGUCCAGCACUUAGAUCUCCAUCUUUACUCCCAUGGGAAGAUGAUCCAGAAAUUGGUUAUGUAACAGAAAGACAACCAGAAACAACCAAAUCUUCAACUUCAUCUGAAUUAUUAACUUCAUCAACUUCAUCUUCUUUAUCACCAUCACCAUCUUCCCAAUCAACAACAAUAACGUCAACUCCGAUUUCAUCAACUGACCAUCGACCUGGAGGACACCAUAUAUUAUAACUGAAGGUUCAACUCAUCCAAUAACAACGACUAAAUUAUCAACGACCAAUACGAUUACAAGCUCAUCAACAUGGAAAACUCCUGAGAUGAUCAAAGUUACCAGUUCUACUACUAACAAACCAUCAACAAUUAUUUCAUCUACAACAACACCAACACCAACAUCAACUUUAGGAACAACUUAUUCACCUUUACCAUGGGAAGAGGAUUAUUUUGACAUCAUAAACAAUAAACCAACUCAGGCUCAACCUACAUUUAAGCCUUUUGAUCCACCAACAACAAUCAAAUUAACAUCAACUACAACAUCUAAAGCUCCAAUUAUAAUUACUACCACUACUCAAUCAGUUCCCAUCAAUGGUAAUGACGAUGAACCCAUUUUCAAUUUAAUUCAGUUUAGACCAGUUCUACAAAAUGAUCCAAACUGGCCAAAAUUUCCCUCCAAAUUUCCAACAACCAAAAAAUUUAAUUCUAGAUACAUAAAUCACCAUUAAUCCAGUUUUAAUCUUGACUACAACAAUUAACCUUCACCCUUUAACUAAUAACAUUUGUUUGGUUAACAUUCAGACUCCUAACACUUUUAACACCAACAACAACAGAUUAACUCAACUAACUAAAUUUAUACCGAUCAAUAAUUACUCAACUAUUCAUUUAUUGUAAUGAGUAAAAAAAACUAAUUCAAUCAAUUCCACUACAAUUUGAUGAACUAAAAAAGUUUUCAUCAAGAUGAAAAUAUCGAUACAUCGAACUACAGUUCGAACUUCACCUGAUAGAUGGCGUUGAAACUCGCACGUGUUUUUAAAUGUCUGGAAAAAAAUGUUUUCCUAAUUGAAGAUAAAUUCAAUUAAAUUGUUGAUACUUUUUUGUUCAA